Messenger RNA from Haemonchus placei, 504 nucleotides. NCBI's taxonomy places the organism in Eukaryota, Metazoa, Nematoda, Chromadorea, Rhabditida, Trichostrongylidae. The record is from the annotation of a GenBank genome assembly.
AUGCACAGUAACUUACCGUUGAUUUAUAACGAAUCAGAUAUAACUGGAUUAAUUCUUGAUUUUAUAGGACCGGUGACGACCACUACUGACGAGAAGCUCGCAUUCUACUCAUUUUACAAACAAGCUACUAUCGGUCCUUGCAAUACUCCCAAACCGAGUUUCUGGAAUGUGGUUGAAAAAUUCAAAUGGGAUGCUUGGAACAACUUGGGUACGAUGGAGGCAAACGAAGCCAAGGCUGCUUAUGUUCAUCGGCUGUUGAAGAAGAUCAAAGAUGUCAACAAGGAGUACGAUACUGGUGUCAGUUCUAUUCCUAUUGAAGAUACAUAUAGUCAGCAUGUUUUCAGGGUAUGCUUNGUUCAUCGGCUGUUGAAGAAGAUCAAAGAUGUCAACAAGGAGUACGAUACUGGUGUCAGUUCUAUUCCUAUUGAAGAUACAUAUAAUCAGCAUGCCUUCAGGGUAUGCUUGUUAAGUGUUAUUCAAGAAGCGUCAGUAAAUGAUAGAUAA